AUGGAGGUAGUUUUAAAAAGUCAUAGAUCCCCUUAUGAGAAAGAAAUUGCUCUCUAUAACUGUUCAAAAAACAUGGAGGUAGGAGAAUUACAACCCAUCAAAAAAAAAAGAAUUGAAUUUUUAUUACUUAGUAAACUUCAUGGAAAGAUAGCCAAACAAAUAGUUGAUAUUAUGCCAAAACUAACCGAAGCCGAUAUCCGUAUGGAAAUUGAUGAGGAGUUAAAAAACAAAGCGAAAAGAACGGGUCAAAAUUUAGAGGAUGCUUUGGAGCAAGCAAAAAAUUAUGCUCGCAAACGAAAUACUCCCAUUGCUUAUGCAAUUAUUGACAAAAAAGAAGUUGAUUUUUUGUUAGAUGAAAGAACAGCAUUACACUAUACCAACAUCAACGAAUAUAACCCAACAGAAAUAAUUGUAGUAGAGCAUCGGCGUCAAUUAAUUCAAAUUUUUUCUUUUGCUAAUAACCAGUUAAGAGCAGCCGGGUUAACGGAGGGAGAUGAACGAUUUAGUGAAUUUUGUAGUGUUCUAUUUCUAAAACUUUUAAGUGAAGAUGAGGAAAAAGCUGACAAAGACAAGCGUCGUUCGCCAGAAACAAUUAUUCCCUUUCAUUUGCGAGGAAAGCACGAAAAAGAAAAAUUUUGUUGCUUCCAAAGUAAAUAUGGGGAGGAUAUUUUUAACCCUCUUCUAGUAAAAAAGCCAGCAAUUUUAAAAAGAAUUAUUGAUAAGAUGACCUCUUUACAUCUUAGUAGCAUCAAGUCUGAUAUAAAAGGAGAUGCUUUUGAAUAUUUCCUUAAAGAAGCAUUAAAAAAAGAUAAGCAAGAUUUGGGAACAAUAUUUUACUCCUCGCCACAUUGCGGCAUUCUAAUUAAGACUUUUCAUUACCUUUACGAAAAAAUUCCUAAGAAUGAUAAAGGAAAAUUGAAAAGAUUGAAAGAAGGAGUACUUUAUGGUAAUGAGUUAACUAGAAUUGCUCGAGUUGCUAAAAUGAAUAUGAUUUUAACUGGUGAUGGUCAUAAUAACAUUAAAAAGUUAGAUAGUUUAGAAAAUCCUGCACAUGGUAAAUACGAUAUUGUGAUAACUAAUAUGCCUUUUUCUCUGAAAGGUCCUUUUGAUGAGUGCCAAGAUUUAUAUUUGCUUGGAAAAGCCAACGGCAAUAAUAGCAAUGAAGAGGAAAAACUAAAAAAUGGCUUUCAAAAAUUAGAUGUAGAAGUUAUUAGAAACAAUAACUAUGUCAGUAUUCCUAACAUUUACAAAAAAUUUACUUUCGAAACUCAGCAACAAUUAAUUUCUUUGGGAGAAUUAGUUGAAGAAUUAACUAUUAGAAAUAGCGUUAAUGCUCCAGUGUGGAGUGUCACUAAUGACCGCGGAUUUGUUCUUUCAGAAGAAAAUUUUUCUGAAAGAGUAGCCUCGAAAGAUGUUUCAAAUUACAAACUAGUUCCUCCUCAAAAUUUUGCUUAUAGUCCACCUCGGAUUAACGUAGGUUCUAUUAACUAUAAUGAUAGUGAAAAAAUUGGUUGCGUUAGUCCAAUUUACGUGGCUUUUAAAGUCAAAAAUAAAGAAAAAGUUGUUCCUCAAUAUCUUUUUUGUCUCUUUCAGUCUGAGAAAUUUAAAGAGCAGGUAAAAAAUUUUUGUUUUGGUAGUGUCAGACAAAGUUUAAGUUUUGAAAACUUUGCUAAAAUAAUUGUUCCAGUUCCCUCCUUAGAAGAACAAAAAAGGGUUAUUCAAGAGUUGGGAGAGAUUGCCAGUUUUGAAUAUGGGAAUUAUGAUGGAAAAGGUGAAGACAAAGGAAAAUAUAAACUGGUUAGAAUCACAGACCUCGACGAGUAUGGAAAUAUUUCAGAAAAAGAUUUAAAAUAUACUGACUUAUCAAAAGAGUUUAAGACCGACAAGUUUUUAUCAAAAGGAGAUAUUGUGGUAUCUCGACAAGCCCUUCCUGCUCGGGCAGGCGUUUUUGAAGAAGAAAAAGCGGUCUUGUCUUCUAAUUUAUGGGAUAGGCAAGUAAGAGAAUUAACCAAAGGCACGGCUCAACCUGUUUUUAGUGCUAAUUCUUUAAGGGAAAUUCAAAUACCAAUCCCUAGUUUAGAAAAGCAAAGAGAGAUAAUUGAGGAAAGAGAAAAAGACUUAAUGAUAAUUGACUAUCAAAAACAAAAAAUAAGGUGUGGAUACUUUUGGGCUGAAAAUCCUUUUUGUAAAAAAUGUUUAGAGAUGGAAAUUUUAAAACUAGGACAAAUAAAACAUGAUUUAAAGAGAACAGAGGAGGCUUUUAAUUCUGAAACUGACCCAGCCAAAAAACAAGAACUUAAAAAAAUCAUAGAGAACAUUAAAGAAACCGUUGUAAAUCACCUAAAAGAGGAGAAGGAAAAAGCAAGUAAAAAAGAGUUAAAAUAA
This is a messenger RNA of Funneliformis geosporum, 2385 nucleotides long. Lineage: Eukaryota; Fungi; Glomeromycota; Glomeromycetes; Glomerales; Glomeraceae. The record is from the annotation of a GenBank genome assembly.